Portunus trituberculatus (swimming crab) is the source of this 2812-nucleotide messenger RNA. RefSeq names its product juvenile hormone esterase-like. The transcript is spliced from 11 exons. Bases 400 to 2262 code for a protein of 620 amino acids. NCBI's taxonomy places the organism in Eukaryota, Metazoa, Arthropoda, Malacostraca, Decapoda, Portunidae. The record is from RefSeq and is a predicted model, not a curated record.
AUGAGAUCUGAGCUCGCUCCGUAAUGAGGAAGACUGGCUGGGUGACCAGCAGGCGACCGUGGUGAAUUACACACGCACGCAGGAGGAAAAGGAAAGUCGAGCCGAAUACCAAGCCAACUUUGCUAGCUGACGCGGCCCAAGAGGAGACAUCACGGAGGAACCUGACGUGGCUUUACUCACUUUAUCCUCCUUCCCGGGCGAUGGUCUGAGCGGGGCGGGCAAGGAACUGGUAGAGGAAAGUGCGAGAGGGCAACGGCGAACGAGUGCGGCGAGGUACACAUGUACUGUGUGUUAUCUAUCGAGCUUAUUUGAUGACGGGUUGAACCGAUUACUGUAUAGAGAACGUAGUAGAAAAGAAAAGAAAGAAAAGAAAAGCUGGAGUCUCUCUGUUAACGAAGAAUGAAGAUAAAGCAACCACACCCAAUUACGAUGAGGCUGGUCAUGAUGGCAGUGGUGGCGGUGGCAGCAAUGGUGAAUGGCGUGAGUGGGGAGCAGCCUAGAGUGGAGACGCCAGCAGGUGUGUUUCUGGGGGCAGAGCACAUCUCGGCACGCCAGGGAAGGAAGAUGUUCGCUUUUACGGGGAUCCCUUAUGCUAAGCCUCCCCUGGAUGACUUGAGAUUCAGGAGACCCUUUCCUUACGGUCCAUAUCACCAGCCUUUCAACGCUACUGGGGAAUCUCCACCUUGCCUACAGUGGGACACCCUGAGAGGCCGAGGUUCUGUGGGCCAGGAGGACUGCCUCUACCUCAAUGUCUACACCAAUACGAUCCCACAACCGCCACAUUACUACAACACCCAGCCGGUGAUCGUGCUGCUCCACGCCGGCACCUGGUUGGCUGGGGGCGGAGGAGAUGGUCUCUUUCAGCCAGACUACAUGAUCGAAUCAGACGUUACGGUGGUUACUCUCAACCAUCGCCUGGGACCCUUUGGAUUCUUGUCAACUGAGGAUGAGGAGAGUCCGGGGAACUACGGCCUCAUGGACCAGAUCCUCGCCUUGGAAUGGGUGCGGGACAACGUGCGCUACUUCGGUGGCAUGAACGACUCUAUCACCGUAAUGGGGUCCGGCGCCGGGGGCAUGAGCGCUCAUCUGUUGCUUCUGUCACCCUUCACUCGCGGUGCCUCUCUCCACAACGACCAUUCCGCUUUGAUCCAAGGAGCGAUCUCACAGAGUGGCACUGCAUACAGUCCUCAAGCCAUCGUCAGAAAACCUCGUGGUUUUGCCUUCAAGCUUGGCCUUCACUUGGGCUGCACCACCCCCAGCUCCAAGGAUCUUCUUAGCUGCCUGCGCUCUAUCUCGGCCGACACCAUCAACAAGCAAAUACCGUCACUCUUCGAAUGGGACGAGGAACCUCUUCCCUUUGGGCCCGUGAUUGACACCUGGCGAAAAGACGAGGCUUUCCUGCCGGACGAGCCACACCACCUCAUCCGUCACGGCCAGUUCCUGCAUGUGCCCUGGAUGGUUGGCACCAACAGAAAUGACGGAGCCUUCAGGGUGCAAGACAUACUAAAGGACCCAAGUCUGACGGCAAACCUCAACAACCAUUGGGAAAAGUAUGGUCCUCUCCUGUUAGACUUAAAAGAAACCUCCUGUAAAGACCCAGUCGACAUGGCAAAUAAGAUACGCAACCACUACCUUGGCAAGAAGAAAUUUAGCGAGAAAUCAUCCACUGAAUUUGUCGAGAUGAUGACAGACCGCUUCUUCCUGUAUCCUACUGACCAGGCAGCUAAGGAUCACUCCUACUACCUUAGGGGACGAUAUUGCUACAGGUACGAGAUGGCAUACACUGGCCGAAAGUCAUUCCUUCACAUCCUCCAUCAAGACUCGCCACGUGAAGCCACCGCCUCGCUGCUUGGAGCGGCCCCGUCAAAUCCUCGCUUCCAGAACACCCGUGACGCCCAUGGGUGGGGCGUUAGCUUCCUGGACGAGCUGCUUUUCCUCUUCCCGUCCAGCAAACUUGACUUUGUCUACAGGCAAGAUUUUGGGUCCGACUCAGCGUCCAGGGUCUCCACGCACAUGAUUAUGCUCUGGACCAACUUUAUUAAAGGAGGCGACCCAACGCCCGUAAUGAAAAACUGGCCGGAUGACGUAUCUCCUUGGGGCACGUGGUGGGAGCCGUUCGUGAAGAGCUCCUACUACUACAUGCAGAUCGACCCAAAGAUGGAAACUCUGGGACAACCACUCAAAGAAAAGGAAAUGGCUUUUUGGAAUGACCUGCCUCUUUAUGAGAAUCGCGAUCACAAUGUUAUUCGGGAUGAGUUGUGAUGCCCUUCAGUUCUUCAGUUCCUGCUUCUGCUCCCUUCUUCAGAACCUUUUUGUAUUUGCUCUCCCUUCCGAAAAUUUGUUUGAAAAAGAAAAAAGAGAAAAGAGAACAAUGCCUUAAUGCCUUACUAGUGUCCUGCUUCCUUUGUUCAAUAGCACAUCUGUUGCUGAGUAUUGAGAAGUUGUCCCUAACACCGACUCUCUACACAAGUGUCCAUUUGAGAAACAGACAUGUGUACCUGAGUCAUUAUUAACUAUUGACACUGAAAUACCAACAUGAACUUUACUACGAAACUGACAACUGGCAAGGUGCAACUGAAAGAUCUUGGCUUACUAGUAGUAGUAGUAAUAGUAGUAGUAGUAGUAGUAGUAGUAGUAGUAGUAGUAGUAGUAGUAGUAGUAGUAGUAUGGUAUAAUUCAACAAAAUCCUUGUUUUUUUAUAUUCUUUAUUCUCCUUUGUGGUGAUGAAAAAAAUUAAAACGUGAUGAAACUGUGCUAGUGUGAAUAAUUAUGCAAUGAAUAUAUGAUAUAAAACAAUAAAUGCAUGAUACAU